AGUUAAGUUCCCGUGUCGAUGGCGUUCUAAAGUGGUUGCAUUUAUGAUACAUCCUUCUUAAUCUUAAUCACACAUCCGAAAAAAGAUCCAAUCUUACUCUCUUUCAAUGAAUACUCUGGCCAAGAGCGGUGGCGCGUUGCUGAUUUCGCCGUCGUUGGCGACGGCUCUGAGGAGAAUGAGAGUGGCUGGUUUCGCCACGUCAUCGUCAUCAUCUUCCUCUCUUAACUGGGAAGGUGGAGUUUCCAUGGUCCAAGGAGCUUCCAGAGGCAUCGGCCUCGAAUUUGUACGACAGUUGCUCGAGAAAUAUCAGAAAGGGUAUGUUGUUGCUACUUGCCGAAAUCCAAAAGAAGCAACAAGUCUCUCUGAUUUGAAGAACCGUUUCUCUGAAAGACUCUUGAUACAAAAGCUUGAUGUUACAGAUGAAACUACCAUUGAGGAAUCAGCCGAAUCUGUGAGAGAAAGAUAUGGUUCUCUCAACCUGCUUAUAAAUGCAACUGGUAUACUCUCCAUUCCUGGUGUAUUGCAGCCAGAAACAACAUUGAACAAGGUUGAAAAAUCAUCAUUGAUGCUUGCUUACGAGGUUAAUGCGGUUGGUCCAAUUCUAGUGAUGAAGCAUAUGUGGCCUCUCCUUAAGGCUGGUGGAGGAAGUGGAACCGAGAGGGAAGUUGCUGUUGUAGCCAAUUUAAGCGCCCGAGUUGGAUCAAUUGGAGAUAACAGACUUGGUGGUUGGCACUCUUACAGGGCUUCAAAAACCGCACUCAACCAACUGACGAAAAAUGUAUCAGUUGAGAUGGGUAGGAGGAAGGACCCUGUGGUAUGCAUUCUACUGCAUCCAGGCACAGUAGACACUGAUCUAUCUCGACCAUUCCAAAGGAAUGUUCCCGAAGGAAAGCUUUUCACUAAAGAGUACUCUGUUGAGAAACUAUUGCACAUCAUCAACAAUGCAAAGAGACAAGACAACGGCAAGUUCUUUGCUUGGGAUGGCCAGGAGAUACCUUGGUGAUUUCUAUUGUUUGCUUGGGAUGGCCACUUCUUUCAAAUUGUAUUGAAUUCUUGUCGAGUUUUUUUCCCUUUCUUGAUUAAGAGCUAUAUCUUCGAGUAUUGUCGAAUAAUCUGGAGUGAGUGUCCAAAAGUUGAGAGCUUUCUGAGUAUUCAACAAUCAAUUUGAUGGUCCAAUCUUUUUUCUUUUCUUGAAAAAAUUGCUCUUUUUUCCUUGAGACGAUUCAAUAAUUAAUGUGAUGGUCUUUCUGUAA
Molecule: messenger RNA, 1253 nt
Organism: Eutrema salsugineum
Lineage: Eukaryota; Viridiplantae; Streptophyta; Magnoliopsida; Brassicales; Brassicaceae
Product: C-factor
Exons: 6
Coding region: 107-1003 (298 amino acids)
Source: RefSeq, a predicted model, not a curated record